Messenger RNA from Cheilinus undulatus (humphead wrasse), 1676 nucleotides. It is a transcript of the gene wnt4b, whose product is annotated as wingless-type MMTV integration site family, member 4b. Lineage: Eukaryota; Metazoa; Chordata; Actinopteri; Labriformes; Labridae. Gene Ontology annotation, molecular function: frizzled binding; cytokine activity. The transcript is spliced from 9 exons. Gene Ontology annotation, biological process: cell fate commitment; neuron differentiation; canonical Wnt signaling pathway. The coding region runs from base 600 to 1676 and encodes 358 amino acids. The record is from RefSeq and is a predicted model, not a curated record. Gene Ontology annotation, cellular component: extracellular region.
CUUCCUUCAGCAUCACGUCUCUCCACUCUCUCUCUCUCUCUCUCCCUCAUUCUCUACCUCCUUUAUAACCCAUCACUCCCAUCUCACCACUCUCACUCAUUCUCGCUCUUUCAAACUGGAAUGGUCAUUUGUUUUCAUGGGAACCAAACUGGGCACUUGCUGACACGAUGCUAUUCUGCUUUUUUGCAAAUCCGAAUUUUACAAGCACUUGUGGAUUUUGAGUUUUGGUAGAUAUAUGUUGAGAUAAAUUGGACACGUGGAUUUAUUUUCAUCGGUUAAGGAUGAGAUUUUCUUGCAGUUUGUUAAAGAAAUUCCUGUGAGCAUGCUUUUGGUAUCAGUGGAAUCACAAGUGAAGAAUUCAACGAACAGAUUUGAUGGUUGAAUUUGGGAUUUAAUUCAAUAUUUUCAACUUCUUAUCAAGACAGAAGGAAAACAGGCAAUCCCAGGACUAUGCUCUGAUAUGUGGGGAUCAUCCCCAGACUCUGCUCAUCAAACAUAAACAAACAAACACACGGAGUACUUCAACUGUGGAGGUGGGCCGCGUGUUGUCCAAAGACCCAGCCUGACAAACGGAGACGGACAGACAGACGGACAGUCUGAUGCCAACUGUCUCCACUGUCAAUCUCACGGCACCACUCCUCCUCUUGUUGCUAUGGGCAACCAACCCCACCAUGGCAACCAACUGGCUCUCCCUGGCGAGGCUGCCUCGCUCCAGGCCCGUGUCUGGUGCUGCACCAUGUGCACGCCUCAGGGGGCUGACCCCAGGGCAGGUGGGGGUGUGCAGGGCACGAGGGGAGGUCAUGGAGUCUGUGCGAAAGGCAGCAGAGAUGGUCAUAGAAGAGUGCCAGCACCAGUUCAGGAACCGCCGCUGGAACUGUUCCAUCACCCCACGUGGGAUCAAUGUAUUUGGCAGAGUCAUGAACCAAGGUACUCGUGAGGCAGCCUUUGUGCAUGCUUUGUCCUCAGCAGCCGUGGCGGUGGCAGUGACCCGAGCCUGCACCCGUGGGGAGCUGGAGAGGUGUGGCUGUGACAGGAAGGUCAGGGGGGUCAGCCCCGAAGGUUUCCAGUGGUCAGGGUGCAGCGACAACCUGUCCUAUGGUGUGGCUUUCUCCCAAACAUUUGUGGAUGAACCAGAGCGAGCAAAGGGGCUAUCAGCUGGGCGACCACUCAUGAACCUUCACAAUAAUGAGGCUGGUCGAAAGGCCAUCCUUCACAACAUGCAGGUGGAGUGUAAGUGUCAUGGCGUCUCUGGCUCCUGUGAGCUCCGGACCUGCUGGAAAGUGAUGCCUCCAUUCAGGCGUGUUGGCGCUGUGCUCAAGGAACGCUUUGAUGGAGCCACAGAGGUUCGCCUGACUCGUAUAGGAUCCAGACCAGCCCUGCUCCCCCGUGACCCCCAGGUCAAACCCCCUGCUGCCAGAGACCUUUUGUACCUUGCGCCCUCUCCUGAUUUCUGCCAUAUUGACCCUGACAAUGGUAUCCCUGGAACUGCUGGAAGGAGAUGUAAUGGAACCUCUCGGCUGGCACCAGACGGCUGUGAGCUGGUGUGCUGUGGGCCCGGGUACAGAGCAGGCCGAGCUGAAGUGGUGCAGCGGUGCUCCUGCAAGUUUUCCUGGUGCUGCUCGGUCCGCUGCCAGCAGUGCAAGAACACAGUCACCAUCCACACCUGCAGAGUGUAA